Molecule: messenger RNA, 1126 nt
Organism: Folsomia candida
Lineage: Eukaryota; Metazoa; Arthropoda; Collembola; Entomobryomorpha; Isotomidae
Product: SEC14-like protein 2
Exons: 7
Coding region: 105-872 (255 amino acids)
Cellular component (GO): cytoplasm
Source: RefSeq, a predicted model, not a curated record
UAAUCUUAGCUUGGCACGAGUGAAGCUAAAUGCAUAUACAUAUAUUCUCACUUUUGCAUAUAGAAUUAUUUUGUUCGUAAAUCCUUCAACGAAAAAAAAUUGAAAUGCAGCAAAUAACUUUCAAGGAAGUAGAUUUACUAACAAAUUUAAGGAGACGAAUUUCAGACCUGAAUUUACCUCAAGUACAAGAAGAGGACAAAUGUUUAGUAAGAUGGCUAAGAGCUCGAAACCACAGCUUGGAUGCAGCUGAGGCAAUGAUACGACAGAAUCAAUUAUGGAUCCGAGCGAUGAAUCUUGACCUGCUCGUACUAGAAGGGGAUCCAGAUAGUUAUGCAAACAACUUUCCCUGGUACUUCUUCGGCAAUGACAAGGACGGAAAUCCAGUGUUUUGUUUUCUAUGUGGACGCUAUGACAUUCGAGGUGCAAUUUCGAGAGGUGAAAUGUCUCUUUGUAAAAAAUCUUCCAUUAAACGGAUGGAACUGAUUUGGAGAUGUUGUCAACGUAAAUCUUUGGGGAAACCAAUUAUGGGUCAAGCAGUCCUCAUUAUUGACAUGGCCGGUCUUUCUUUCUCCCAAGUUACUUCCUAUGAAGCAACCCAGUUAGUUAUUCAGGUUUGUCGAAUUUCUGAACAGAAUUAUCCGGAAAUGUUACGAAUGGGAUUUGUGAUUAAUGCCCCUACAGCGUUCCGUCUAUGCUACAAAAUUCUGCAUCAUGUUUUGGAUAAGAACACUUUUAGCAAGAUAACGGUUCUUGGUUCAGACCCGGCUGUUUGGAGAAAGGAGAUUGGCGCAAUGGUAGCGUUUAGUCAAUUCCCGAAAAAAUACGGGGGAGAUGGUGACAAUAAUUUGAAGAUGGGCUUUGAGUGUGACUGAGACACCUCAUUUCAACUACGAAGCUUAAUUGCGAAUAAAACUAAAAAAUAGAUAUGUACACAUGAGAAUCUUAAUUAAGUAAUAAUCAAGUCUUACCUGUGGGUUUAGAUAAUUCCUCACAUAUGUAAAUAUGUACAUGUGUCCAUAUGUAAAUGUAUGCAUAUAUUUGUCGCCCUCUCAUUCCGAAUGUUACGAUUGAUCUUUUUUAAAAAAACAGAAUACUUACAAUAAUCUGAAUAAAUAUUUACAAGUUA